Molecule: messenger RNA, 1750 nt
Organism: Amaranthus tricolor (Joseph's coat)
Lineage: Eukaryota; Viridiplantae; Streptophyta; Magnoliopsida; Caryophyllales; Amaranthaceae
Exons: 1
Coding region: 343-1461 (372 amino acids)
Biological process (GO): defense response
Source: RefSeq, a predicted model, not a curated record
AAUUUUCUUUUUAUCUUUUAUCCAAGCAAAUUAAUGAGAAAAUUGAGGAUGAAAAUUAAUAACAAAUUACAUCUUUUUGCAUUGCCUAACAAAAUUUCCUUUCCUCUCUUACCCUCAGCUUAUUGAUCAUCUCUUAUCUCAUUGUAGCUCUUUAGAGAUCUCCUUUAAAAAUUGAUGAUAGCAUAACAAUGGCAACAAGAAGAUCGAUCAAUAUUGAAUGAUGGAAGAUGAGGUAAAGAUAGAUUAUAAUUUAAUCUAUCCAGUAAUUAAUUAGCUAAUUUUAUUUUAAUUUAUUAUUGAAUUUGACUCUCUAAAUCAAAUUCAAUAAUUUAUUUAUUAACAAUGACAGAAUCCUUUCAAUUAUUACAAAUCAAUGUACUUUCAGCUCGAGAUCUUGCAUCAAUGGGUAAAUCUAUGCACACCUACGUCGUCGGGUGGAUCAACCCGGCCCGAAAACAAACAACUCGGAUUGACCAUAAUGGUAAUAACUGCCCCGAAUGGAAUGAUAGAUUCGUUUUUCGGGUCACACCCAGAUUACUCUCCUCUGAAUCAUCAUUCAUUGAGAUUGAAAUUUACUGUCAAGCUUGGCUCCGUGACACUCUUAUCGGGUCGGUUCGGGUAGCGAUUGCGAACAUAUUACCCGCUUCGGGUCCAAUCGGGUCUACCCGUCGUUCAGUUGCCCUUCAAAUCCGUCGUCCAUCAGGUCGGCCCCAAGGAAUCCUUAAUGUUACUGUGUCUGUGUUAGAAAACCACAGGCGAAGCAUGCCGCUUUCUAUUGUUAAUCCCCAAGAAGAGAAUAAAAAAACAACCCGACUGAAACCCGAACACGAAGGAAAUAUUGUACUACGUAGGGUCAAAAGUGAACGGUCAUGGACCACUAUGGAUAAUGAUUCUCGGGUAUCCGAUCCAACACGGAAGGGACCCGACCCUUACCCGGGACAAGGCCCAGCAUCAAGCUUAGGUGGUGGAUCAUCAAUUUGUAACUCGGAUGUGGGCCCAUCUGCCUCCGUGGUGGCGGAGGCGGUGGCUAAAGGGUUAUACAUGCCUCCGACGAUGACAUAUAAAAAUCGAGUUCGUGGUGGUAAUAAGACGGCAGCGCAUCAUGAUGAUGAUGGGAGCUCCAUCUUACAAUGGGCGGAUGAGAAUAGUGAAGAAGGGAUGAUGACAAAGAUCGAACGGUGGAAAAUGGAGUUGAAUAAGACAUCGAGGGUUGUAGGAGGGAGAGGUAAUAAUCUAGUAGGUGAAGGCUUACGGCAUGAGCAUAGACAUCAUCGACGUUCAAAAACGGAAGGUGGAAGAUUGUUCAAAUGUUUUGGUAAGGCAUAUGGGUUUGAGUUUACCAUCGUUUGUGGGGCCAACCAAGCAAAUCAAAGACACAAUAAGAAUGAUAAGAAAAAUAAUGUGCACCGUAAAGCUCCUUCGGAUAGUGAGACUAAUAGUCAAUCUUACAUAAUUUUGUGAUUUGUUAUAAUCCAAUGGAUGGUUGAGGUUGAGGAUAUUUAUGUCUCUUUAUAAUUACUUCAAUCAUUCAAAAUAUCAUACCAUGGAUACUUGUCUCCUUCCAAUUCUUUGUACAGUUGUUGGAGAGCCAACAUAGAAAGAAAAAUGAUGUUUAUGUACAUAAAAAAUUUAUUGAUAACUUGUAUAGUUAAAAGGAAUUUUGUAAUUGUUCACUUUGUUAAACUAAUUUUACUAGUGCAAUGUACUAGUGAUUUGUGUUCAAAGUUUAAAAUUGUAUAAUACAAACUCA